AGCUCCGUGUCGUGGAAAGAUAGAUGAAAGGACGUCGAGGUUCAAUUGCAGUUUAGAUUGGCGACUCUGGGACUGAUAGCGUGGCAUGCAUGGGGAAAGCAUCCCCCAGCACCUCCGCCAAUAAGCUCGUGUUAAGUCCGCAGGGCCCGAGCUCCAGCUCCAGCACGCUUCCUCGAUGUGAUGGCGCUGCGACUGCGGCGCGACUUCUCCACUCGAAAACUAUCAACUGACUUGCCUCACUGACUUUUAUAAUUCUAGGUACGCGAUACACCAUCACGUUGAAGUCGCGCGAGUCGACGGAACCCAAGUCUGCCUAAAAUACAGGAUUCACACCUUCUGUCGCGUUCGAGUAACACCGCGUCAGCUUUCUCUACAUUGCCGUAUCCAACAUGAUCUCUCUGCCAGGCCUCAACCUUUCCUCGCAGCCUGCCGAGACGCAAAAUGGCCCUACUUCGACGGCCACACGAACGCAGGAGCUCGCCGCCAACACCGAAUACCGCUUCGAAGUAUCCUUCUCCCGAACACUCACGGUCAAGUUGCAGUCGGGCACUGCAGAGUUCUUUGGUACCGAGCUGGCACCCUCCACCACAUACACCUUCCAGGGCACAAAGGGCGCCAUCUUCACAUGGCACGGCUGCAAGCUCGACAUCGGCGGAGAGGUUGAGUCGGACUAUAUCGCUGAAGAGACACCCAUGAUGAGUUGUGCAAACCUACAUUUCGCCCUAGAAAACUUGCGCGACAGGAGCAUCGCCAGCGGCAGUGUCGAGAUGGGCCCAAGAGUGCUUGUCGUAGGGCCGGAGAACUCGGGCAAGACAUCACUCGUCAAAACCCUCACGUCCUAUGCUGUCAAGACUAGCAGGCAGCCAAUGGUCAUAAACCUGGAUCCGCGCCAGGGUAUGCUCAGUGUGCCCGGUUCCUUCUCAGCAGCUGUAUACUCGUCCAUCGUAGACAUUGAAGAAGGCUGGGGAAGCAGUCCAAUCUCGGGGCCCAGCCCUAUUCCGGUGAAGAUGCCGCUGGUAUAUCACUACGGUCUUAAAGACCCGGAGGAGGGCAAGGUGUUCAAGCCGUUGGUAACGCGCAUGGCACUUGCUGUCACAAGUAGAUUGGAGGAAGACAAGCUCAGCAAGCAGGCUGGCUUCAUCAUUGAUAGCUCAGGCGCCAUCAGCCAAGGGAGGAAUGGCGUCUACGACAACAUAGAACAUAUUGUUUCUGAGUUCUCUAUCAACGUCCUCAUAACCCUCGGCUCCGAACGCCUCUACUCCGACCUCUCCCGAAAGUUCUCAGCCCGAACCGGCAGCGAUCCUUCCGAGACCGUCUUCGUAAUCCGUCUCGACAAGUCCGGCGGUUGUGUAGAUCGAAGUGAAGAAUACAUGGAAGCACUCCGCCACGCCCAAAUCAAAGAGUACUUCUUCGGCAAAGGCGACGAGACACUUGCCCCUAGUAGCCAAAUGGCCGAUGCUGCCGACCUCAACAUCUUCCGCGUCAUCGAAGGAGACGUGAACGGUGGGGUUGACGAAUACGGCAUGACUGUCGAGCGACAAAUCUUCGAAAAGGUUACACCGUCCGAGGCAAUGCAAAAUCAACUACUGGCCAUCACUACAGCUAGUCCCAAUGAUCCACAGGCUGUCAUCCGUGACAGCAGUAUCAGGGGAUAUAUCUAUGUCGCGGACGUGGAUGAGGCGAAAAAGAAGGUCAAGCUCCUCAGCCCACUACCAGGAGCGACACCAGGGAACGCCAUGAUCUUAGGCAAAUGGCCAGAAACUGUCGAGGGUCUAGUUAACUAGACGUUUCUAACAUGGAUUGGACAGUAUGAAAAAGAAGCAGUGAGGAUAUUGAAGGAGGAUACAUUGGCACUGAAGGCGUUCAAGAGGAUCGGAAUAGUAGUGGAGGUAGGAGGCUACAACAUAAGGUUCAAGUUGUGAAAAUCUUUGAAGAGAUCUGUGCAGAAGGCAAGCUUAUCUACCCUUUCUAAAUGUGUCUCUGUAGUACUACGAAUGAUGUCCUCUCUUACAUUGCGUCCGACUUUUGUAACGACCUUGAAGGUACGUACCCUGAACACUAAAACUCUACCCUAGAUAUAUACAUUGUCGCUUGUCUACUGGAUCUGUUACUUGGACUCAUGCGCAUAGCUUCAUGCCAUAUAACAAGUAGAUUGGUACAAUAUGUGAAA
Molecule: messenger RNA, 2170 nt
Organism: Alternaria alternata
Lineage: Eukaryota; Fungi; Ascomycota; Dothideomycetes; Pleosporales; Pleosporaceae
Product: mRNA cleavage and polyadenylation factor IA/II complex
Exons: 2
Coding region: 390-1784 (464 amino acids)
Biological process (GO): tRNA splicing, via endonucleolytic cleavage and ligation
Cellular component (GO): mRNA cleavage factor complex; nucleus
Molecular function (GO): polynucleotide 5'-hydroxyl-kinase activity
Source: RefSeq, a predicted model, not a curated record